Molecule: messenger RNA, 3161 nt
Organism: Grus americana (Whooping crane)
Lineage: Eukaryota; Metazoa; Chordata; Aves; Gruiformes; Gruidae
Gene: WDR86
Product: WD repeat domain 86
Exons: 5
Coding region: 312-1328 (338 amino acids)
Molecular function (GO): protein binding
Source: RefSeq, a predicted model, not a curated record
AGCGCUGCCUCCCCCCGAGGACAAGUCUGGGGACUCCGCUGGGGGUGCGGAGUUGUUGUCGGGUUGUUUUGGUUGUAGUGCGGUUCUUAAAGGGUGCCCAGCCGGGAAAGACCCUCCCGCCCCUCAACUCUUCCCCCCUCACCGCCGGGUGACUGAAAUGAGCAGUCUGGACUACCCUGAUGAUUUUUAGGAGUUGAGGUAAUGGCUGAAGUUGGUCAGUGGGAGACGUCUGGAGGCCCAGAACACGGUCUGGGGGUUGCACAGUGCCUGUGAUCUGACCUGCAGCCUCUGUCUUGGCUGAGACCGGCGGGAUGGGGAACAGUGGCUCAGCCGUGAAGGUCUGCACUGAUCACCAAGGAGGCAUCAACUGGCUGAGCCUGAGCCCAGAUGGGCAGCGCCUGCUCACCGGUAGCGAGGAUGGCACUGCGCGGCUCUGGAGCACUGCCGACAGCCAGUGCCAUGGCCACUUCCAAGGACAUGAAAGUUACAUCACCUUUUGCCACUUAGAAAAUGAGGCUGCCUUCACGUGUAGCGCAGAUCAUACCAUUCGAAAGUGGGAUGUGAUGACAGGUCAGUGCCUGGCCAUUUACCGAGGACACACAUCAAUUGUUAACAGGAUCCUGGUUGCCAAAGACUAUCUCUUCAGUGGCUCCUAUGACAGGACAGCCCGCUGUUGGAGUGUGGACAAGGAGAAACAAAUCCAGGAAUUCCGGGGCCAUCGGAACUGUGUCCUGACUCUGGCUCACUAUUCCUCCAGGGAUGUUCUUGAAGAAGAGGAGGAGGAAGAGGAGGAGGAGGAGAAAGUGAGCAGAGAUCUCCUGGUGACAGGUAGCACAGACUGCACUGUUAAGGUCUGGUGGGUGUCCAGUGGGCGCUGUUACCAGACUCUGCUGGGACACACUGGGGCUGUCUUAUGCCUUAUACUUGACGCACCAAACAGGGAGCUGUUUUCUGGCAGCACGGAUUAUACCAUUCGAACGUGGAAUAUUGUCACUGGUGAGCAGUUGAAAGUGUUCAAAGAGCAUCAAGGAUCAGUAAUUUGCUUAGAGUAUUCACGGGAAGUGGGGAUGCCUGUGCAAGAGCUUUCAAUUCCAAGAGCGGUGUCCUGCAGAAGAUCUUUCGAGGACACAAGUUCAUCAUCAACUGCAUCCAGGUCAGGGAGGAGUUUCUUUGCUGGGAUUUUCUCACUUCCGAUUGCUCCCUUGUUUGUUUUGUGGGAAUUGGUGUGGCUGGCUGUUCUGUGUGUCUUGGAUCAGAUCUUGUUCUGGGAUAAGACAAAAUGUGGCAGACUUGAAUAUUCCUUAUAUAAUUUUAGACAAACUCGAUAAUAAUAAGGAUAAGUGAAACCACAGAACGAGUCCCCAGAGACAGUCUGAUGGCUGUGAUUGGAGGUUUUUCAGGUCAAGCAACUGUAAGAAAUGAGCCAGAUAUAACUGAUCCUGUGUAGGGGCAGGGCAUGGACUCUGGCCUCGUGAGACCCCUUCCAUUACAAGACAUUGAUGAUAAGUGUUUGCGGUGCGCUAGUUCCCUUCUGCUUUAUCCAGGCAGAAUAAUAUAUAGCGUUAUUCCCCAGCCUCCCCUGGGCAUGGUAUCCCUCAACAGUCUAGCAACUGCUUACCAUCCUUCCUGACCUUAGUGAAGAGCUAGUGGUGAUUUCCAUGGGCUACCCUGUAUAUAAAUGUUUAUAUAAAAUAUUGCCAUCACGAUCUAUUCUUCUGAAGGUAGAAAGAUGAGAAAUAAGCUCUGUAUUGAUGUCUGACCCACAUCCUACCAGACAAAAGGAAGAGUCCCUGCUACUGGCUUAAAAAAUUCUUAAAAGUUAAUUAAGUCCCUGAAAAGUUGCUUGUGUUGUCUAGGCUCACGUGAUACUAGUGUUUAAAAGUUAAAAGGGGAGGAAUUAGUAAUGCUUGGUGGCAAUGCAAAGAUCGGUGUCGGGCAAGGAAUCCUGGGGGGAAAGUUUGAAUCCUUGGAUGCUUUGUGCAUUUAAGAAUCCACAUCUCCCUGCAUCAGGAUCUCAGUAAAAGCUGUAUGCAGGAUGAGGAUUUUGAUGAAGAAUGUGAGACACUAAGUAUUUCUGGCUGCCUGACAGUUGAAGGAAAAAAGGAGAUAAAAUUCCUUUUGGAGUUGAUCUCAAACAUAGAGAGUUGUAAAUAUGGUUGCCUUUUGUAUAUUCUUCUGAAUUAGCAAGUGGCUGGUUGGUCUUAAGCUGCAAACUCUUGGGUAUUGAGUGGUUGGUUGUGUAGCAGACAGUCAUCCGGAUGUCUUUGGGUGAUAACUGAUAUAAUCUCUCUGGGCAGCCCCAAGUAUUGACAAGACCAAAGCUUGGCUUUAUAUUGUUUGUUGUAAUUUCAUUUCCAAGUGUACAGGGCAAAAAAUCCUGGGAAGAGAGAGGACUGAAGAAGUGGCGCCCUUAAUUUGAUCUUAAAUGUGUUACUGAGGGAUGGAUGAGGGGCGAGGGGGCUGUGGUUGUGCGGUGCUCGCAUGAUGCUUCAUGCGGAUGUAAGCCAGACUGCGGGUGGGAUGCUCACUGUUGCAGCCCGCCUCUGGAGGCUGCGAGUGCCUGUGGUGGGCAGACUGACGCAGGAAGGGGAAGAUGAUGAAGACCUUCUAGGGCGGGGUGAGGACAAAUGGAAACAUUACCAACAGCAGCAAAUGUUUCAGUAGGGAAACGAAACUACAGGGGGGAAUGAAGGGUAAAUUACUGCAGGUUUGGAAGAACAACAAAUUUUGAAGGAGGAAUCGUAGCUAUAACUUAAUGUGAAGAGAGAAGGAAAGUGAGAAGGAAAGCAUUCCUGAGACCCCCCACUACUCACUGAUGCUGAUUUUGGUGCCUCUUUAAGCUUCACCUCCAAAACCAGCAGUCUGAAACCAGCACAGAAAUUCCCAGCUACAGUCUGCUCUGACACCGAGUUUCGUUCCCCAUUGCUUUUCUAGUGGGUUUAGGUUAUAAAUAACUCUAGCUGUUUAUAUUUUAUGGCUCUGUGAAGUGGCUGAGAAAUGAGUCCUGACUUGGUAAUGUCUUGUCCCACUUCAGCAGCUUUUGUGAUAAUUUAUACCGGCUCUUGCAAUGAGCUAUCAGGCCUUAAGUGUUAGGAUCAAGCUGUGUUGGCUCUGAUUUUUGACAGUUUGAUUGUGCCGAUUCCGAGCUGUACGGUUUGGUA